AAUUGGGCCAACAUGUCCUCCUUCAGAAUGCGGGAGAGGGACUUACAGAGCAUGUGCAGAAGGGUGCUGCUGCUGACCGUCUGUAUGGUGUCUCUCUGGGGACAGCUGACCAGUGCAUCAUCACACAGAAGCCACAUAGUUCAUGUGAAAGCGGGAACCUGUGAGGUAAUUGCUGCACACCGAUGCUGCAACAAGAACAAGAUCGAAGAGCGAUCCCAGACCGUCAAAUGCUCCUGCUUCCCUGGACAGGUGGCGGGAACAACAAGAGCGGCUCCAUCUUGUGUAGACGCAUCCAUAGUUGCACAGAAGUGGUGGUGCCAGAUGCAUCCCUGCAUGGAUGGGGAAGAGUGUAAAGUGCUGCCAGACCUCAAAGGAUGGAGCUGCAGUACAGGAAACAAAGUUAAGACAACCAAGAGUAGAAAUCACCCAUGGGUGGACGUGGCCUUUGGGCAGCAGCUUGAUGCCGACUUCCAGAAAGAGAGCAGUGAUGGAAAGGUGCAGGCAGAACUGCCAACUCUCAUGCUUCUGGUGUGA
Molecule: messenger RNA, 534 nt
Organism: Scomber japonicus (chub mackerel)
Lineage: Eukaryota; Metazoa; Chordata; Actinopteri; Scombriformes; Scombridae
Gene: tafa3a
Product: TAFA chemokine like family member 3a
Exons: 5
Coding region: 13-534 (173 amino acids)
Molecular function (GO): receptor ligand activity
Source: RefSeq, a predicted model, not a curated record